AUGUCUAAGAUUAACGGUACAAAGGACAAUCAAGGCGAUCCUUCGUUUAAUUCUACCUUGGAUGAUAUCCAAGUUAUUACCGAUGAUAUUGCUUAUGGCACUCAGCUCAGGAUUAAUUCUCGAAGGGGUUCGAUGCAAAAUAUGAACAGCAUUAGCGAAGAAGAUCUUGACGAACAAGAUAGUCCACGCGAGCCUGUAUCUUCAUCUCCUAGUUGCCGUGUUACUCGCGUUCGCUUUCGAAAUCAUCAGCAGAUAAUGUCAGUUCCUCAAAAAAAAUCCAAUGGAAUUGAAAUCAAACGUAGCAUGUCCUAUGCCCAUCCUAGAGUAACAAUUUUGUCUCCGAAAUCUAAAUCAAGAUGCUAUCUAAAAUUCUUGAUUGUUUUUUCAUUUUAUUUUUUUGCUGCAUUGGCUGUAGCCGACAGAGCAAUUAAUGAUGUUGAACAAACCACUCACGAAAUCUAUUGUAAUGAAAAUAACUGCAAUAAAAAUAUCAAAUUCGGAAAGACCAUGCCUGCAAGUGAAAUUUGUCAGCUUGCAGUAUACCAACAUCAGCAGGCAGAAAGUAUUUAUUGGCAGUUGUAUGAAUAUUAUCCUGAUUAUAAAAUUGAAAGGCCUAUAGAGGAUCAUCAAAUUGUAUUGGAUAUAUGCAAAUCUUCAUCUACAGCGAUUAAUCAUUUACUCACUCUUCGUUUACAUGAGAAAAAAUAUGAUAUCAUCAAAAGACCAGCGGAUUGCCUGGGACCCUUCUUUACCCAAAGUGAUGGUAGUAAGAAUACUGAAAAAUUGCGUCAAGUUUUAUUAAUGGAUAUUUUUAAUGGCGGUUCUCAUUUACUUGAAUUGCAAGGCAAUGUACAUAUCAAGGAGGGUAAGAAAUGGAAAAAAGUUCUGGCAAUAAUGCGUAAAGACGGCAUUUAUACUUGUGGUAAAUCAGACUCUAAAGAAUCAGCUAGCUGUUAUUGUCGGUUUGCCGAACUAGAUUGUUUCUAUGGAUUAAAUUAUAAAAAACACUUUGGGGCACCGAGUAAUCACUGCUUGGUAUUUAUAGAAAAUUUACAAAAUUUUAAUCCUAAGAAUUUUAAAAGUUUGUGUACUAAUGAUGCUGAGAAGUUGUUUGCAUGGUUUAGCGUAUUUCGCGUUGGAAAGUACGGCCAGCAAUUAAAAACAAAUUACACGGAAAUGAUUCAAAGUUCUCCCGAGGUUAUGUCACAAGACUUUGCAUCCACGCGAUCGCGGUGCCAUACUACCAGCGAGUUACCAAGGAGUAGAUCACUUUCAUUCUUGCGUGGUCUAAGUAAAAGGAAAGAUACAGUAGCUACUACUCCUUCAUCGCCAGCUAAUGAUUCACCGGUUUUGUCUGGCCCAUUAUUACAUGCACCAGAACCUAGAGCAAGAACGGGUACAAUGAGAUUUACAAGAGAUAAAAAAGGAAUUUCCGUGAAAGAUUUAUCUUACGAUCAGCCAUGGUUUCAUACUUCUAUCAGCCGAAUACAAGCAGUCGAUAUUUUAACUGAUAAAGGAACAUCUGAUGGGCUUUUUCUUAUUCGCGAAAGCACAAGUACUCCAGGGUCUCUAGUAUUGUCCUUAUGCCAUAAAAAGAAAGUUCAUCACAUUCAAAUUGUUCUUGAUUUACGAGAAAACGCAGGUGAUCAUCUAGUACCGAUGGAGUUUGGUAAAUCAUCUAGCCGAAUUAUUGGAACACCAAAACUAGUUAAAGUACCUAUAGAAACUGAGGCUGAUAGAAUUAACAAGAUCCGCUCUCGUGCCGGCUCUUGCCCGAAUCGUGAAGCCCUAAAAGAAAAAAUGGCAUCCAAGGUAAAAAUAACCGAAAAAGAAGUGAUCAUCAUAUAUAGCUUAGAGGAUCAAUAUCAAUUUGCCGAUUUAGAUCAAUUAAUUGAUCAUUAUCGUAAAACAGCAGGAGUUCUUCCGACAAAAUUACGCAAAUUUGUCGAUAGAAAGAAAAUUUGA
Trichoplax adhaerens is the source of this 1965-nucleotide messenger RNA. RefSeq lists its product as uncharacterized. The transcript has 17 exons. Lineage: Eukaryota; Metazoa; Placozoa; Uniplacotomia; Trichoplacea; Trichoplacidae. The record is from RefSeq and is a predicted model, not a curated record. Bases 1 to 1965 code for a protein of 654 amino acids.